Vicia villosa (hairy vetch) is the source of this 1183-nucleotide messenger RNA. RefSeq lists its product with no specific name. The transcript has 3 exons. NCBI's taxonomy places the organism in Eukaryota, Viridiplantae, Streptophyta, Magnoliopsida, Fabales, Fabaceae. The record is from RefSeq and is a predicted model, not a curated record. Bases 20 to 934 code for a protein of 304 amino acids.
AUCACUACUACACAGCUUAAUGGAGUUUAAAAAUCUGUCUGUUUUAGCUCUCUUUUUUUUGGCUUUUGUUGGAAUCAAUGGAUCUAAAUCAGGAGAAGAAUAUUGGAAAUCAGUUUGGCCAAACACUACUAUACCUAAGGCACUUUCAGAUAUGUUACAAUCCGAUAUAGAAACCAGUAUGCCUAUCAAAAGUCACGAAGAGAAUCAAUAUUGGACUAUCUUUUUUGAACAUGAUCUAUAUCCUGGAAAAACAAUGAACUUAGGUGUUCAAAAACAUUAUGAAUCUAGUGAGUAUGAUAAAAAAGAAACUAAAAAAGAAAAUCAACCAUUUGGAUUUUGGGCAUGGGCUAGAAAAGAAACAGAAAAAGAAAAUCAACCUUUUGGAUUUUGGGCAUGGUCUAAAAAAGAAACUAGAAAAGAAAUUCAACCUUUUGUAGCCCUCACAUCAGAUGAAAAUGAAGCUCACAUUCUUAACAACUAUUGUAGACUCCCAGCAGCAACAGGAGAAGACAAACAUUGUGCGUUAUCACUAGAAUCAAUGAUAGAUUUUGUCAUUUCAAAGCUUGGAAAGAAUAUCAAAGUGAUGUCAAGUUCCUUUGUUCAAAAUCAGGACAAAUAUGUAGUGGAGGAAGUAAAUAAAAUUGGAGACAAAGCAGUAAUGUGUCAUAGAUUGAAUUUAAAAAAAGUUGUACUUUAUUGUCACACAGUCAAUGCGACAACAACUUACAUAGUCCCAUUGGUGGCCUCUGAUGGAACUAAAUCAAAAGCUCUUACUAGUUGCCACCAUGACACUAGAGGUAUGGAUCCUAGCAUGUUGAAGGAAGUUCUCAAUGUUGAGCCAGGAACUGUCCCCGUUUGCCAUUUUAUCGACAAUAAGGCUAUUGCUUGGGUACCUGAUAUGAGUGAGUCUGGUGGCCAUUCUUGUGUCAUCUAAGCUGAUUUGCACCUUGAUUAGAAUCUCAUAUUUGGACCUCUUUCUAAAGUUUUAUCUGGGAAUAAAUAUGAUAUGAAAAUAUCAUGUUAUAUGUAUUUGCAGCACUAUUAUAUAUUCUAAAUAAAACCAACUCAAGUUUAGUUAAAACUAUGGUUGUGUCAAUCUAUGGCCAGUCUCUGGUGUACUUUAUGUAAAUUAUCAUCUUAUAUGAAUUUCAAAUUCCUUAUAGCAUAAUUAUAAAAAUCUCUC